Molecule: messenger RNA, 1306 nt
Organism: Bradysia coprophila
Lineage: Eukaryota; Metazoa; Arthropoda; Insecta; Diptera; Sciaridae
Gene: eIF2alpha
Product: eukaryotic translation initiation factor 2 subunit alpha
Biological process (GO): translational initiation
Cellular component (GO): eukaryotic 48S preinitiation complex; eukaryotic translation initiation factor 2 complex
Molecular function (GO): RNA binding; ribosome binding; translation initiation factor activity
Source: RefSeq, a predicted model, not a curated record
GACGUUUGACAGACAUUUUUGACAUCAAAAAGUAUAAAUCCGAUCUUUCAGUAUUCGUAUUGGUCCUUCUGCCACAUGUAUAUUACAUCAGAUUUUUAAAUCUUGCAUUUGAAGCGGUUUCGCAUAUAUUAUUGAAGGAAAUUAGGUCGCACACGAACAGUUUAGCAGAAUGGUGGUGUUAUCUUGUCGAUUUUACAAAGAAAAGUAUCCAGAGGUCGAAGAUGUGGUCAUGGUCAAUGUGCGAGCAAUCGCCGAAAUGGGCGCAUACGUUUACCUACUGGAAUACAAUGCCAUCGAGGGCAUGAUCUUGCUAUCGGAAUUGUCCAGACGUCGUAUUCGAUCAAUAAACAAAUUGAUCCGUGUCGGCAAAACUGAACCGGUCGUCGUCAUUCGUGUGGACAAAGAGAAAGGUUACAUUGAUUUGUCGAAGCGUCGUGUAUCGGCCGAAGAUGUUGAAAAGUGUACGGAACGUUUUGCCAAAGCCAAGGCGGUGAAUUCAAUAUUGCGACACGUAGCCGAUAUUUUGAAGUUCGAGUCGAAUGAACAAUUGGAGGAAUUGUACCAAAAGACGGCUUGGCAUUUCGAGGAAAAAUAUAAGAGCAAAGCAGCCGCUUAUGAUGUUUUCAAGCAAGCUGUGAUUGAUCCAUCGAUUUUGGAUGAAUGUGGUUUGGAAGAGAAUACGCGGGACGUAUUGUUGAACAACAUUCGAAGGAAGUUGACUUCACAAGCGGUCAAAAUUCGUGCUGACAUUGAGUGUGCUUGCUAUGGCUACGAAGGUAUCGACGCAGUGAAGGCUGCUCUCCGAUCCGGUUUGGAACUGUCGACGGAAGAACUUCCAAUCAAAAUCAAUCUCAUUGCUCCGCCACUCUAUGUGAUGACCACAUCGACACCGGAAAAAGUAGAUGGGCUCAAAGCUCUAGAGGGAGCUAUCGAAAAAAUUAACGAAACUAUUACCAAGUUGGGUGGCGUCUUCAAAGUGCAAAUGGCGCCGAAAGUGGUCACUGCUACUGAUGAAGCCGAUUUGGCCAGACGAAUGGAACGAGCCGAGGCUGAGAAUGCCGAAAUCGAUGGCGACGAAGACGAAGAAGAGGAGGAGGGAAUGAAAUUCGAUGGUGAAGGGAAUGGCGAAGGCGACGAAGAUGAUGAUGCAGCUGGUAGUGAAGCCGACGAACCAACUGCAGAAAAAUAACCGCCAUUCGUUGACAAUCGUUUUGUGGUGGUGCAUUUUGAAUAAAAAAAAGUUUUGUUUCGCUGCGCUGAUGGAAAAAUCAUUUUUUGUAAUAUCAAAAGUAUGUGGACACAUAAA